AUGCCACCAAAGAAGAAGCCUCAAAUCUCAGAUAAGAACAAGGCCAAGGCCAAGGCCAAGUCUGCCGACGACAAGGCGUUCGGUUUGAAGAACAAAAACAAAUCGAAGAAGGUCCAACAGCAGAUUCAGCAAAUGCAAGCAGGUGUAGAUGGAGGAAGACAGAAGCAAAAGGAAGCGGAAGCCGCCAAGAGAGCUGCCGAAAAGAAGGCCUCGGAAGAAGCCAAGAAGGAGGCUGCUGCGUUAUUUGGUAUUACACAACAAAAGGUUCCAUUUGGAGUCGACCCCAAGUCGAUUCUCUGUGAGUUCUUCAAGAAGGGAGUCUGUACCAAGGGCGCCAAGUGUAAGUUCUCGCACGAUAUUAACGUGGGUAGAAAGGAUGCCAAGAAGGAUUUGUACACCGAUGCCAGAUCUGAAAAGGAAGAAGAUACCAUGGAUAAAUGGGAUGAAGAGAAGUUGAGAAGCGUCAUUCUGUCCAAGCACGGAAACCCCAAGACUACUACCGAUAAGGUGUGUAAAUAUUUCAUUGAGGCCGUGGAGAACGGUAAGUAUGGUUGGUUCUGGGUGUGUCCCAACGGAGGUAACGACUGUAUGUACAGACACUCGUUACCAGCCGGUUUCGUGUUGAAGACCAAGGAGCAAAAGAGAUUGGAGAAGUUGGCAGAGGAAUCUGCGCCCAAGAUCACCUUAGAAGAGUUCAUCGAGAUGGAAAGAGGCAAGUUGGACAAGUCCAAGUCUACUGCGAUCACCAUCGAGUCGUUCAACCAAUGGAAGGCCAAGAUUGAAGCAAAGAAGGCGGACGACAAGAAGAAGGAAUUGGAGAAGGGUGGAAAGAGAGCCUUGACCGGUAGAGAAAUCAUGUUGGCCAAGUUUUCCGACAAAUACUACACGGAAGAAGACGAUGGAGACACCUUCGACUUGUCUCAGUUCAAGUCCGAGUUGCCAGAGGACUCAUCCGAAAACAUCAAGGACUAUGGUGAUGGUAGCAACGUGCAGCAGUUCUACCAGCAGGAGAUCCCAGAUUCUACCAAGGAGGAUAAAAGUGCCCCUAUCACAGCAUAA
Messenger RNA from Suhomyces tanzawaensis NRRL Y-17324, 1059 nucleotides. RefSeq lists its product as uncharacterized. The transcript has a single exon. Bases 1 to 1059 code for a protein of 352 amino acids. Gene Ontology annotation, biological process: cytoplasmic translation. NCBI's taxonomy places the organism in Eukaryota, Fungi, Ascomycota, Pichiomycetes, Serinales, Debaryomycetaceae. Gene Ontology annotation, cellular component: cytosol. Gene Ontology annotation, molecular function: metal ion binding; mRNA binding. The record is from RefSeq and is a predicted model, not a curated record.